UCAGCUUUCUUCAAGUACCAAAUAAUUUUUAAUUUGAUACCUAUUUUCUUAAAAAAUUAAACAAUUUUAUCAACAAUAAAAAAUAACUUUACGCUACUGACAGCUAUAAUGAAAUAUACCAAUUGAUGUUAAGAUACUUUGUUUUAAGAUAUGCAUUGGUAUAGCGCUAGUCUACGGAACUUUUUGGACAAGUGGCCAGGCAAAAAAAGUUUGGGAAUUUACAGAUUCCUUCCUUUAUUUUUCGUUCUUGGGGCGGCCCUAGAAUUUUCCAUGAUAAAUUGGACUGUCGGCGAAACUAACUUUUAUCGAACGUACAAAAAGCGUCAAGCUAAAAAUUUGAUUGAAUCAAAACUUGCAGCAAGUAUUACCGAAGCAAAAACAACAGCAUAAAUUCAAUAUGCCUGCUGGAGUUUCAUGGGGACAAUAUACCAAGUUCUUUAUUAGCGCCAUGAUUUCAAUGGUUGCUGGAUCACAAUUGGUACACAUAUAUUACAAACCCUUACAAGACAUCGAUGUUUAUAUAGAAAAAGAAAUGAAAU
Molecule: messenger RNA, 539 nt
Organism: Episyrphus balteatus (marmalade hoverfly)
Lineage: Eukaryota; Metazoa; Arthropoda; Insecta; Diptera; Syrphidae
Gene: sloth1
Product: small integral membrane protein 4
Exons: 3
Coding region: 151-390 (79 amino acids)
Source: RefSeq, a predicted model, not a curated record